Messenger RNA from Bipolaris victoriae FI3, 1047 nucleotides. RefSeq lists its product as hypothetical. NCBI's taxonomy places the organism in Eukaryota, Fungi, Ascomycota, Dothideomycetes, Pleosporales, Pleosporaceae. Bases 1 to 1047 code for a protein of 348 amino acids. The transcript is spliced from 7 exons. The record is from RefSeq and is a predicted model, not a curated record.
AUGGCUAGUGACCAGGGCCUGGCCGAUGAGACCCGAGUUCCUACCGCCUUGGCCAUCGUUACGAUUUUUACAGUACUUUCAUGCGCCUGCGUAGCCCUCCGGCUUUACACUAGGAGAAUAAUAUUGCGAAAUGUUGGGGCGGACGACUAUGUCAUCAUCGUGGCUCAAGUGUUCAACUUCGCAGUAUCGGCUGUAAAUUACGCAAUCCUUAUCGCUGGGGGCGCAGGGCGACACGUUCAGUUUGUUCAGGACAAACUGCCGGUUUUCUCCAAGAUGCUCUUCGCCGCUAUAGCAAUCUACAAUGCGACACAAAUUGCAACCAAGAUAUCGCUACUUCUCCAAUAUGGAAAGAUUUUUCCUGGUCGAAAUAUGCGACUCAUUUGCAACUGGGGCACCGGGUUUCUUCUAAUGUGGGGAGCUGCACAACAGAUCUUCACUCCGUUCAUCUGCACAUUCAAAGAUAUCACACACAUUCCGGAAGGAGUUUGCGUCGGCAAUAACACGCUAGCUGCACUGAAUGCUGUCAUGAAUUUAGUUACCGAUUUUCUCAUUCUCAUCAUCCCUUUUAAGCCUGUACUUCAACUGCAAAUCAAUGUUUUGCGUAAGGUAUACCUAUUGGCUAUCUUGUGCAUGGGCUUAGCUGUAUGCAUCAUCUCCGCAAUUCGACUUCAUAUGCUUAUCGGGCCCCACUAUGACUGGAACGAUAUCACAUGGCAAAUCGGAACUGUUGCUUCUCUUUCUACCCUUGAAACCAGCCUCGGUAUCAUGUGUGCCUGUAUCCCCACACUCCGACCACUAUUAAAGAGAUUUUCACCGAAGAUGGCGGGAUCAAGUGGUAAAGGUCAAUCGAGUACUGGCAACCAAUUUGCCACUAAGAGAGAGACGAGGUUUACGAGUAAUGGUCCUCUCAAGUCAAAGACUACCCACGACAAUGCCAUCUACAUCCAAAAAGAUGUCCAUUUUCAGAGCACGACGGAACUUAGGGAUGUGUCACCCAAAGAACCAUAUCAAGUUUCUCAACGAUCUUCAGAUGAUAUAAGCCUGUAA